Rotaria socialis is the source of this 1098-nucleotide messenger RNA. The record is from the annotation of a GenBank genome assembly. NCBI's taxonomy places the organism in Eukaryota, Metazoa, Rotifera, Eurotatoria, Philodinida, Philodinidae.
AUGAAACGCACAUACGACACAAUAGAAAACGGUCAUAAUGCCAAUGCUAGAGGCAAUGCUGUCAUUGAAGGUGUCGUUAUCGUUGUAACGCAAAUUUCCGAUAGUCAAGGUGAUAAGCGAGGAAAGUAUUGGACAGCAUUAAUUUGUGAUACAAAUCAAAAUGUGAUUCGUAUAACAAAAUAUUUGUCAUCGAAAACAAAAUGUUCACUACGUGAAAAAAUGCUUCAAUAUUAUAAGAAUAAAAAUGGAGUUAAAUUAAAUAAACUUAAAUUAAAUGGUGAUGAUAAUUACAUUGCUACAUAUGAAACUACUUCAACUUCAAUACUCAUAUCGUUUACACCUAUAUGUAUGGAACUCAUUUCAAUUGAAAACAUUCAAUCGAUGUCCGACGGACAGUAUGUUUCAUUCACGUGUAAAAUAAUUGACAUCGGUCCGGAUGAACCAAUAAUUUUCAAUAACGGAGGAAAAAGAGUUCAAAAAUUGAAAAGACUUUCAAUCGUUGCUGACAAAACUGGUUCUAUUAACAUGAAUAUAUGGCAAAACCAAUUCGAGUCAAUAAAACAAAAUCUAUCGUAUACAAUAAAAUUGGCUAAAGUUAAAGUUUUUAACGAUGAAAUAACUGUCACAACUACAACAAAUACGACGUGUGAACUAGUUGAUGAUAUUCAAGACAUUAAUUGUUCCGACUCUUUUCAAAUUCCACAUGAAAUAACAACAAUAUGUAAUAUCAGAUCAAUUGCACUCAUUGAAAGUCGUCCCAAAUGUUCAAAAUGUUAUUCAAGUCAAAUCGACAAUAACGGAAAAACUAUCAAAUGUCUGUCAUGCAAAUCAAGAACUAUAUGUCCGAAACAGAAUAUUGAUCAAACCCAAAUUCAAUUGACUAUUACUAAUGAAGAUCAUCACCAAUUUGAACUUAUUGUUGAUAUAGGAAAAAUUCGAGAUCUAUUACUACAACUGAAUUAUAAACAACUUGCUGAACAAAAUUUAGUUGAAGACGAAAACGUUCUAUUAGUUUUGUCUUCAGUAGACCUUUCAUUUACUUUUAAUCCGCAAAGCAAACAUAUAAAUAGUAUUGCUAUUACUCAUGUUCCCAAUUAA